Molecule: messenger RNA, 1879 nt
Organism: Salvelinus namaycush (lake trout)
Lineage: Eukaryota; Metazoa; Chordata; Actinopteri; Salmoniformes; Salmonidae
Product: cyclin-C-like
Exons: 11
Coding region: 116-931 (271 amino acids)
Biological process (GO): positive regulation of transcription by RNA polymerase II
Cellular component (GO): mediator complex; nucleus
Molecular function (GO): cyclin-dependent protein serine/threonine kinase regulator activity
Source: RefSeq, a predicted model, not a curated record
CAUUGAGUGUUGCACUGCAAAUUGAUUAGCUGACCACUUUUUUUUCUAUGUCCCGUCUCAUCUUUCAAAAAUAAAGAACAUUUAAAAUAACAUUUUCUACCUCAACUCAAAAGCCAUGGCUGGGAACUUCUGGCAGAGCUCGCAUUAUCUGCAGUGGGUCCUGGACAAGCAGGACCUGAUGAAGGAGCGUCAGAAGGACAUCAAGUUCAUGUCUGAGGAAGACUACUGGAAACUGCAGAUCUUCUUUGCCAAUGUGAUCCAGGCACUGGGGGAACACCUGAAGCUCCGCCAGCAGGUCAUUGCUACAGCAACCGUCUACUUCAAACGUUUCUAUGCCAGGUACUCCCUGAAGAGUAUAGACCCAGUGCUCAUGGCUCCUACAUGUGUGUUCCUGGCCUCCAAAGUGGAGGAAUUUGGUGUUGUUUCAAACACUCGUCUGAUCUCGGCAGCUACGUCUGUGUUAAAAACAAGAUUUUCCUAUGCCUUCCCAAAGGAGUUCCCUUACAGAAUGAACCAUGACUGUUGUUUGAUAGUAUACCACCCCUACAGACCCCUGCUGCAGUAUGUGCAGGACAUGGGGCAGGAGGACAUGCUACUGCCAUUGGCCUGGAGAGUAGUGAAUGACACGUAUAGGACAGACCUCUGUUUACUCUACCCUCCCUUCAUGAUCGCACUAGCAUGUCUGCAUGUUGCCUGUGUGGUGCAGCAGAAAGACGCCAGGCAGUGGUUUGCUGAGCUCUCUGUCGACAUGGAGAAGAUCCUGGAGAUCAUCCGAGUCAUCCUGAAGCUGUACGACCAGUGGAAGAAUUUUGACGACAGGAAGGAAAUGGCUGUAGUGCUCAACAAGAUGCCUAAACCCAAGCCGCCUCCCAACAGUGAGAAUGACCAGAGCUCCAGUGGGAACCAGAAUAACUCUUACAUCCAGUCAUAGACAAUGGGAUGUCCGCCUCGGCUCAUGUAUGAUAACUCAUCAGAGAGAUGGCCACAGGAAUGCUGGCAUUAGCCAAUCGGCGGCAGCAGUCCUGUGUUUCCAUCCCUCAACAGUUAAAGGGCGCGUUCCUGUGCCCAGGUGUUGCUAACGCAUGGCAGAUCUUACAACACCUGGAUAGGUAUUUUACGUAUCAGCUAACCACAUGUUAUAGCAAUAUAGUGCCCGACCGGCACAGUUCGCUCGCAACCAUUGGUUGAUGCAUUCAACGUCUGAGCAGGGGAACGCGACCAAAACCUUAUGGACCUAACUGUGAGAAACAGGAGGAUGUAGUAAGGGAGGGGGGGACUACUAUGAGUUGUGAUGAUCCUGACUUCCUUGAACACUCUCGGGGAACAAUCAUAUAAUAUGGAGCUCCGUGGGACCAGAGAACUUGAUCAUUAGUGAUUGUGAUGUGUGAGUGGCCCAUUUGGCAGUGUCUUCAUUCCUCAGGGAGAAUAGUAGUCAUUUUUACUGGUAUCGCUAAGAUGAUUGGACUUUGUACUGUUUGAGAUGCGUUCUGAAAGGAUGUAAGGCUGUUCGAUUGUGUGACCCGAUUGGAUGUCCUGCUAUCUAAGGUCUACAUUGAUUGGUUACAGAGCUUAGCAGGUGAAGUCAUGGGGGAGAAUGGAAUUUAUGGGGGUAUACCCGCUAGAUUCAAGUGUCUUCAUUACCUGUUAUAUCUCCAGCCUUUGUAAAUAGCUUUACUCAUGUCUUUCAUUUCAUCUUUUGUGUUUUGCUUGAUUGGGCAAAUUUGCUUGGGUAGAAAUCAUGAAAUGUAUUUGCUGUCUGCUUCAAGUAAAACUGCUCAAAUGUGUUUACUAUCAUGAUAUAAUUAGCCUGCAACAAAAACGUUUUAUUUUUUAUUCUGCUUUUUUUAUUUGGAGAAUUGUUAGGACCACAUUUUUGGUG